Molecule: messenger RNA, 1068 nt
Organism: Guyanagaster necrorhizus
Lineage: Eukaryota; Fungi; Basidiomycota; Agaricomycetes; Agaricales; Physalacriaceae
Product: UPF0103-domain-containing protein
Exons: 8
Coding region: 43-987 (314 amino acids)
Source: RefSeq, a predicted model, not a curated record
CUUAGCUUUGAUCAGUAUCCCGACAACUACUACUACUCAUCAAUGUCUUACGAAAACGUUCGUUCUGCAUCUCACGCAGGCAGCUGGUAUCCUGGCGAUGGCACCAUCCUUAAUGACGAGCUCAGUGGCUGGCUUUCUGCGGUGAACCCAGAUGAGCCUUAUCCUAUCCAAGGCUGUAAGGCCGUCAUAGCGCCCCAUGCUGGAUACGCCUAUUCAGGUCCUGCAGCUGCCUGGGCAUACAAGAGCAUCGAUACCAAACUAAUUAAACGGGUGUUUAUCCUCGGUCCCUCGCACCACCUGUACAUCCAAGGUUGCGCACUGUCGGGGUGCGAGCAGUACGAUACGCCUAUUGGGAACUUGCCUUUAGAUCUCGAUACGAUCCAGGAACUGAGAGCUACGAACCGAUUCGAGGCCUUGGCUCACGAAGACGAUGAGGCGGAGCAUAGUCUUGAGAUGCAUCUUCCGUACGUCAGGAAGAUGUUCCAAGGGAAAGAUAUAUCCAUUGUUCCUAUUGUCGUUGGCUCCGUUACCAAGGAAGAAGAAACAGCCUAUGGUGCUCUGCUAGCUCCCUAUCUCGCCCGUGAAGACACCUUUUGCGUCGUAUCAAGUGACUUCUGUCAUUGGGGUACUCGAUUCUCAUAUACCUUCUAUUAUCCCUCCUCGACACCGGGGACGGCCGGAGUCCGUUUAUCCCGCUCAUCGUCGACAAGUACGAACCCUAUCCACACCUCCAUCCGUCAACUUGACCACGAAGCAAUGAAUAUCCUCACGCUGCCACCAGCAGAGGCGCACACCAGGUUCGCGGCAUACCUUUCCAAGACCAAGAACACGAUAUGUGGCAGGCAUCCUAUCGGUGUACUGCUGGGUGCUAUGGCGACACUGGGGAAAGAGUCGAAGCUGAAGUGGGUACGUUAUGAGCAGAGCAGUGCUUGCGAAACACUGAGGGACUCAAGUGUAAGUUAUGCAAGCGCAUGGGUGACAUUCUAAGUAUGUGUGUAUAAAUACAAAUUUAAUAGACGUCAUCUACAGACUACUUGUAACGCCAAUCACAUUCAAAUUUUUGCUUAC